AUGGCCCUGAGGAUAUAUGUCCUUCAACUCUUCUACAAAUUCAAGGUGUUGGUGCUUGUCACUUUGUGUCUGAUGGUGCUGUGGGCGACAUUCAGUUACGUUGUGGACUCCAGACAGGAAGUUUCUAAAGCCAGGAGCAUGAUGGAGUACUUCAGAAAGGUGCCUAGCCUGGAGGACAGCCAAAAGGAAGAGCAGAUGAGAUCAGCUGCAGCAGUUCCCACAGUGAAGGCUUUGCAGGGUGACUGCCCAGCUCGGUCCCCGUACCUGCGAGGUACCAGCAAACUCAUCUUCAGAGCCUCUCUCACACUAGAGGAAGUAGAAAAGGAGAACCCUCAGGUGGCGGGGGGUCGGUAUCACCCUGGGGAGUGCUCAGCCCUGCAGCACGUGGCCAUCCUCAUCCCUCACCGCCACCGAGAGAAGCACCUGCUGUACCUCCUGCAGCACCUCCACCCCUUCCUGCAGAGGCAGCAGCUGGACUAUGGCAUCUACGUCAUCCACCAG
Messenger RNA from Merops nubicus (carmine bee-eater), 501 nucleotides. Its product is annotated as beta-1,4-galactosyltransferase 4-like. Gene Ontology annotation, molecular function: glycosyltransferase activity. The transcript is spliced from 2 exons. Lineage: Eukaryota; Metazoa; Chordata; Aves; Coraciiformes; Meropidae. The record is from RefSeq and is a predicted model, not a curated record. Gene Ontology annotation, biological process: carbohydrate metabolic process. The annotation marks the transcript as partial.